Molecule: messenger RNA, 4194 nt
Organism: Eruca vesicaria subsp. sativa (arugula)
Lineage: Eukaryota; Viridiplantae; Streptophyta; Magnoliopsida; Brassicales; Brassicaceae
Source: the annotation of a GenBank genome assembly
AAAAAAAACACAAUAAGAAAGUUAAAAUAAAAAAAUGUCUCCUUAAUAAAUAAAAAUACUCAAUCAGUUUGCAGUUAAUUUACUGGGAGUCAAAAAAGAAAAAACUUACUGGGAGAGUCAUCAACUCAUCUGAGGUAGUUAUUAAACCGUAAUAACAAACUUACGGUUAGAAAAACAAACGGUCAAGAUCCAUCUAACAACCAAACUCAAUCCUCAACCGUCAGAUCUUGACGAAACUCGAUUUCACUAACCGUAAGAUUCUCAUCACUCCGACGGUAUCUUCUCAAACACUCUCCGUUCCGUUUCAAAUCAAACCGCCGAAACUCCUCCAACUCAACCUCCGUCUCCAACGGUGAUGAAACCCUAACCUUCCGAUCAACGAAACGAUGCCGCUUCCGAUACUCGAGACCUGCCGUAAGCGAAAGAGGAGGCCGAGCGUGUACAGUCUCCAGCGAUUGGGGGAAGAAGAGUUCCCGAUUAGCCGGAGCGGUAGUUUCCGAGACAACGUAAGGGUUUUUCUCCGGGAGUUCGCGGAGGUCGAGGAGUAUAACGUCGGUGGAUCGCCUGUUUGGUGUACGCUUCUCAGCCACGAGGCGAAGAGCACAGUGAUCCCUCUGUAUACGAUCGAAGAAGACGUUGGUCGAUCGUCUGAGCCCUAUUGCGAUCACUGCAGAUGCACAGGAUGGAGCCAUCACUUUGUGUCAAAACGGAAGUAUCAUUUUAUCAUACCAAUGGAUACUGAGUGGAAUAUGCCUCUAGAAGACGAUGUAUUCGAUCUGCAGACGCAUCUCUUGCAUGGACUGAUUCACACUAACGGGUUUGGACAUUUGAUUUGCGUCAAUGGUUUGGAAGGAGGGUCCAGAUUCUUGUGCGGGAGAGAAGUGGUUGAUCUUUGGGAUCGAAUUUGUACCAGCCUCGGAGCUAGGAUGAUUACUGUUGAGGACUUGUCUAAGAAGAGGUCGUUGGAUCUUCGUUUGCUGUACGGUGUGGCUUAUGGACACUCGUGGUUUGGGAGAUGGGGAUACAGGUUCUGUCGUGGAAGCUACGGUGUGACUAAGAACGAUUACGAGAAUGCUAUAGAGCUGCUUGGUUCCCUUGAAAUAGAUCAGAUUGAGUUUGACUUUGGAGAGCAUAAACAAUGCAAACGGAUCAAGCAGGUUUUCCGGUACUACAGAGAGAUGAGUGAAGGCAACUUGAAGACGUUUAAGGAUCUUUUGAGGUUUAUCCUUAUCAUCAAGUCUUAUGGUCCUCAAAAGAACAAGCUUCACGCUACUCCUCCUCCUACUACUCUCUCAACUGAUUCUCCUCAGAAGAAAAGAUCAAGCAGGUUGUUUUUGAAGAAAAGCGAUGCCGUGGAGAGUGAGAAGUUUCAGGGAUACAGGAGUUACAGCACCGUGGCAGCUAAUUUGGGAAGUAGAUGGCCUGUGAGAAGACUGGAGUUCGCUGCUGAGGUCAUUGUGGAGGCGCUAAAAGAGAUGAAAGCACUGAAGAAGAGUGGUAUGACUCGGCAAGAUGUCAGAGACUCAGCUAGGUUGCAUAUUGGAGACACGGGUCUGCUAGACUACGUGUUGAAGUCGAUGAACAACGUGGUUGUUGGGAAUGUUUUGGUUCAACGCUAUGUGGAUCCUGUCACAAGGAUUCUUCACUACACAAUACAAGAGCUUGAUGAUGAUGCUAAACUGGUAGAACAGAAGACAGAUCCUGUGAUAGAGGCGGUUCCUUUGAGAUCUGUUGUCACUGAACCAAAACCUGGAGGUCAUGUUUAUGAGGAUCUGUUGUUACUAUACACGAAUGUGCUGUUGAAUUACCCAAACUCCGAGUCAGUGAGAUCUGCAGCUCAAGUAGUCCUAGACAGCAAACAUUUCAUCAAGGAGUGGCCUUUAUGGGACAACGAUGACAAACUCUUCCGGUUUGUUUGCCGUAUCAAUCCAAGUUUGGUUGGUUUGAGGUCAGAACAGUUCACAGAGCUACCUCCAGGUGAACUAGUCACAGUCUCGUUACAAGCCACAGUGUUUGAUCUAAAGCAAGCCAUUGAAGAAACUUUCAGGGAUACUUACUGCAUCUUGACAAACUUUGUGGUGAGUGAGAUCGAUGAGCUGAAGGAAGCUGAUGCUGAAGAUGAUAGCAGCAACUUGCUGUUUGGUAAACUCGAGUCUUGUUCUGCUUUGACUGUGAGAGGAUUCGGGAUUGAUUUGGAAUCAAACCUGAAGUUCCAAGGUGGAUGUGACACGUGGAUGGUGAGAUGUGUUUGCAGAGCUAGAGAUGACGAUGGGGAGAGGAUGAUUUCUUGUGAUGUCUGUGAGGUUUGGCAGCACACAAGAUGCUGUGGUAUUGAUGAUUCAGAUACUUUGCCUCCACUUUAUGUUUGUUCGAGUUGCUGUGAUGAAUUUGCAGAGCAGCAGAAGAGAGUUUUGCAGCCCAAGUACGAGUUUCAGAAUCCAGAUCAGGUGUUGAUGAUUGGAGCAGCAGAUGAUUACUUUGGGGACGAAGAUGAGGGAUGUCUUGGAAUGAUGAUGUUUCCUUCAGAGAGUUUUGAUAGUGAACAGUUCAUUUUGUAAACCAUUUUUUUAGGAGUCAAACACUGAUGAUUUUUUGGUUUGUAGAUAAAAUCAUUCUUUUGUAAAUCAUCAUCUUGUUUAGACAUUUUUGUUACAAAGCAAAAUGCAUUGUAACAGUUUGGUCUCUCUUUAGAAUUAGUUCCAAAAAUAAAACAGUUUGGUCUCUGGUUUAGAUUGCUUGCAGAACAAGGUGUUACAAAUGUUUAGACUUCUUGUCUUUUUUGAAUCAAAAUUGUCUAUGAUUUAGAAAACAAAUGUUGUUUCCACUUAUUAACAAAACAUAAGUAAUUUUCUUUUGAAUCAAGAUGGCUUCUUUAAAUGUUUAAAUUCAAUAGAAGAAUCAGAAACAUCAACAAAUCCAUUCAUCUUCAUAUAUCUAUUCAUCAUCUUCAACAACUCUGUAACUUUCUCCUUCGUUCCUUCUCCACAUCCAACUUGUAACAUCACCACAAGCUUCUUAAACGCACCUAAACGCAACGCUUCUUCAACCUCAGACCCAUCUCCACUUUUACAAAUCUUCCACAUCACAGAAACCAAACUCUUCUUGGCAAACUCCGAAAUCUUCAGAAUCUUUUUCACAAGAAUCGGCAUCGUUAGCUCGUUUCCUCUCACUAUCUCCCUCCCUUCGUCACUUUCGCAAAUCGCGUCUAGAACCAGUAACGCUUUCUCGCAAACGCUAUUCUCUGAGUCAACAAGCAUCUCAACCGUUGAAUUAACCAAACCUAGUUCCAGAAACCUCGUCGUAGUCUCAGGUUUAGCAGAGAUCAUGUGGAAGAUCGAAGUCAGGGACGAAGAAUCGCGAAUCGAUUUCACCAACGCGUCGAAAACGCCAUUAACCGCGGCUAACUUGUGAACGUUUGCUUCAUCAAGAGAUAAAAGCUCUUUCACAAUAAACGCAGCGUUCUGAUCCCCGCUUUUCAGAAACCCCACUAAACGACUAAACGACGCCGUGGAAGUUAACUUCCCUUGACCCUCGGACCCAACCGGAAACAUCCACGUCAGCAAAAACAAAACACCCUCCAACAGCUCCGACACGUUCGCGUUUUCCGAAAACGCGUCGAAACAAACACAAAGCACCAACCCGGCGCCGUUUUGUCUAAAACAUUUCUUGUUCCUCUCGCUCUCCCUCCCUAACCUCACCACCUUCUCGACCAUCUCCGCACACACCACGUGAUCCCCACGCCGCGUCGCAGACAACAACUUCCCGCAAAUCUCCACCGCUUGAUGGCUCGUGACGGGGACACGUGGCGUCGGGAUACGAUCCAACGACGAUCCUUUGUUAGCGACGCACCAUUCUUGAAUCAUCCUCCGGAUCGCGUGGUUCGGUGUCUGUUCCAAAGUGGUUAGGACCGUGUUGGUCACGGGACACGUUUUGUUACCUGACUCGAACCAUUUCUCGAUGUUUUCGCGGUCGUAGGUGAUCCCUGAGGCGAUAAUCACUGGGUCUUUCAUUAGAUCGUAAGAUAUUGGACAUUGAAACUGCGACGGGAUCACUAUCUCUUCCUCCUCCGAGGAGGAGGAAGUAAUCGCUGGAGUUAAUACGUCGUUCUUGGUCCCUCCUCGCCGUCUCAUUCUCAAAGAAAGUCCCAUAACAAGAGAGGGAUUAGUUAAGAAACUAUUAUAAGAAGUCUUUAAA